CGGGCGCGCCGGAUCAGAGCGACGCCGUGUGGUGGGGGGCAUCUUGUCGGCCAGUCCCGCGCACCACGUGCGCGCGUAGUGCCCGGCGCGCGCCGUCCUGCGACCAGCAUGGCCGCCGCUCUACUGGUGCUGCUGUUUGCCCUGACCCGCGCGUGCUGCCAGCCGGCCGACCCCGCUGCCGCGCAGGGCGCGGGCGAGUGCGAGGCGCGCCGGGAGCAGUGCCUGGCCGCCGCUGGGGGGCCCGCCCAGGCCCGGGCCGUGUGCGGCACCAACAACCAGACCUACGCCGGCCGCUGCGACCUGCUGCUGGCCCAGUGCCAAGGGCUCCCCGUGGCCGUCAAGCACCGCGGCCGCUGCCGAGAUCUGCAGCCGUGCUGGUCGCACCUGCGGCAAGGGAGCUCGGCGGGGGGCCCCGGGGGCCCCCUGUUCGUGCCCGACUGCCUGGAGGACGGGACUUACGCCCCCGUGCAGUGCUACCGGGAGACGGGCAUCUGCUGGUGCGUCACCGCGGUCGGCAAGCUCGUGCCCAACACGUCGGAGCGCUUCGCCACGCCCCAGUGCAGCCGGAGAGGCAAGUCCAGUCCCAGGAGACGGUCUUCCUCCGCGCCGCGAGGCCAGAAACAGAAGAAAGGAAACAAGAACGAUAAAAAUUGCAGCAGGUUCGACAGAACGCAGUUUAGCAACAACAUACUCAAGAAGUUCAAGGCGGACUACCUCCGCAGUGCUGGCAACUCCCAGCCACAAGACCCGGCGGAGGACGACGAGGGGGACCUCGAGCGCAAAGCGCUGGCGUGGAAGUUCGCGGGCCUGGACCGCGACGGGGACCAGUACCUCGCCGGGGAGGAGUACAAGGAGCUGCGCAGGCUGAUCCGGCGAGCCGCCAGGCCCCGCAAGUGCGGGAAGCACCUGACCAAGGUGUGCGACAGGGACGGGGACGGGCGCGUCUCCCGCGACGAGUGGGGCCUCUGCCUGGGGCUGGACUUCAAUCUCUCUUUUCAUUUUUUUUUGUGGCUGAAAUCAGACGAGGUCCGCGACGAGCCAGGGAGCGACGAGCCGAGCAGCCAGCCAGUUCUGCAGCGGCGUAUCACUUCGAGCGUUGAAGGCAUUCCGGAUCUAGGCGACGACUUCGACAGUGAGCAAGAAGUCAACGACUGCCUGUCGGAGCGGCAAGGGUUCCUGGAUGAGCAGAGCGCCAGCAACACGGAGCUCUACGUGCCCGAGUGCACGCCCGACGGGCGCUUCCAGAAGAAGCAGUGCUACAAGUCAACAGGCUACUGCUGGUGCGUCCACGAGGAUGACGGGAAGCCCAUCCCUGGGACGUCGAUGAAGAACCAGGACCCGGAGUGCGACAAGAUGCCCCCAGUCGUGCGACCGAUGCCAGGUUGUCCAGAACCGAAAAAGCAGACUUUCUUGAAAGAACUGAUGGAGAUCCUGAGAAAGAAAAUGCAAGCGGCUGUCAACAAAACUGCAACAGAAAGUGUGAUGGUGCUGCAGGACGACUGGUACAUCACGGCCCAGGACGUGGUGGCCAAGUGGAACUUCAACUCCUUCGACAAGAACAAGAACAAGGUGCUGGACAAGAAGGAGUGGAAGGGCUUCCGGGCGCUGGUGACGAGCAGCCGGCAGGCGCGCAAGUGCGGCAAGAAGCUGCCGCGCUACUGCGACGCCAACCACGACCGCCGCAUCAGCCUCACCGAGUGGCUCAACUGCGUCCGCCUGCAGCCCAGCCCCAGCACUUACAUUUCGACACCGACGUCUCGCAGGCAUGGGGCCAAUCCGCUCCAGAUGUAUCUGAACGGGGACUGAAGCUAACGAACCGAUUCAGCAGCCGCAAGAUGUCUCGCACCCAAGUCUCGGGCGAGCUCACCCUCUGAGGAAUUGAUCGUUGCGUCGAGGACAUCACGAGUCAAACGCUGAUGUUGCGAUUACGGUGUCGAAGUGUCCGCGUAAUGCAAGAUAUACUCUUGUCUGUGCAACUUCACGACUGUACGUGCUAUCUUGUUUGUUUUAACUACAGUUUAUUUUGUUUCCGGCGAAACGACACAUCACUCGAGCAGUAAUUCCUGCCCAUGUGAUCUGUCUUACGUAAAGUGACAUUGCAAGUGAUGGAUUGUGAAGAAACAUACAAAUAUAUUGAUGUUGUCGUCACACCAAGUUACAGUACAGUAAAAGUUGAAGAUAACAGUAUGACCGCAGCAUCUUUUCAAGUAGCAGGUUGUAAUUACUUGUAAUUAAUAUUCUGAUCAGGUUUAUUGCUGUUUUCUGGUGGAUAUUUUCUUUUGCCGCCAGCCAUUAAUAUCAUCGUAAGAUCGUUACUGUUCUUUGUUGAUGGUUGUCCAGCGCUGAAACUGGUACUAAUAAUUUAAUGUUUAAAUCAGUGUUGUUUAUCUGUAGAGUUUGUGGAUUUUCUUGUCUUAGCUGCAUGGUUACAUUUCCAGUAAAAUUAAAACUCGUAGUAUUGUAACUUUAUAUAAUUAAGCCUGUAAAUAUUUUUGUGGACACAUGUUCACCAUUAAAAAGAGAGUAGAGAAGACUUUGUGAAGUUUUGUCUGCAUCUGCAUUUAAGUUAUGCAGUAGUAGGUGAUUGUUUUUGUAGCCAAAUUUGUGAAGGAAAAAAAUAUGUGUAAGGUAGUGAUUUUAAAUUGUUUUAAUCAUUUAGGCCAUACACAGUAGUAACUCAAGGAAUGACAGUUGAUGAUUGAAAAUUAAAAUUAUUUGAUUCUUCCUAGUAUUUCUGCCACACUGGUUACUUUGAUAUAUGUAGUUUGUUUAUCGAUUCUCACAAUCUGGUGUUGGUACUUUAGCCAACCAAAUGUGCCGACAAUGCAUUCAUUAUCCGCGUGGAAAGGUGUUUUGCUGUGUCUAUAUCAGAUCAGAUGGCAUGAUUACAAACAGGAAAUUCCUGAUUAUGCUCAGGAAACAGUUAUUGAGUCAGUGUGGGAUGCUGUGUGUUCAUAAGCACAAUAUGUGUAAACACUGAUGUAAGGUACGUGUCAUUAGUAGAACCAAGAUAUUAAGGUGUUGAUCAAAUGCAACAAAAAUAUGUGGUUAGAUGCUUAAAAUGCGUACAUAGAAUUCUACAUAUAUUGAUAAGUGUAUGUUUAAAAAGAAUAUUCACCAUUAUUCUGUAAUGUUUCUUAGUUAACGAGAAAGUUCAACAUUUUUAAAAUUUUUAAAAAAUGCAAUGUUAUAUACGUACCCAAAAUCACAUGUUUCUCUGGCCUUUAGCCAUGUCUGUAGGUAUCAGCUAUAGACUUAUUUAAAUUAUUACUUAAAAAAAUAUAUAUUUACGAACUAAAUAAUUUUUUUUACUAUUACAUGAUAUUUAAGGUAUUUAAAAAUAUCCUAAACUUAAGAUUAAUGCAAUCAUAUUUAUAGUUUAACAGACAAAAUGAGGAAUUUGAGGUGAAUUUCACUGCAUUUUGAGUUUUGCUUUGCAUUUUGGUGUUGUGCACUUCCAUUUCAGCGUUUGGCGGUAAAUUGACUUCAAUUUCACUGUUACUUUGAUUUCAUUGCUAUUCACCAUAUAAUUUUGUCUCUAGUCAUUAGCGUAGCUUUUCCUCCAUCUGCUAACGGAGACUGGCCCUCCCAGGUGUAUCCACACAGCUCGUAUCGUGCGUCUCCAAUGAUGUCAGUGCAGGCAACUUACACGCUUGCCCCGGAGACUCCAACUACACGAUAGUGAUUUCAAGAAUUGCACUUCACUUCUUUUGUUUACGCAAUGUAUAGAGACCCGUGAAUUUCGCGGAUUCAUUUCGUGUUAUGCUAAAAUUCAAAUAAUUAUACCUUAGUGCUGCUUCUGUCAUUGGUUCUCUGUUAAUCUGGAGUAAUGAGAGCCAAUUAGAGACCCUCACUCAUAGAAGUGUCGAAUCACAGACCACCUAGUCGAGACGACUCACAAGUCAACAGCCAAUGAACAGUUGGCAUUUGCCCGAGUGUGUAGAGGAUAUUGGAGUCUAUCCUGGAGGUCAUUGAAACCGCGAAAUUCACAGGUCUCUAGCAAUGUACAGGAUGACCAUAAAAUAAUGUCCCAGAUUUAAUGGUAUAUUAUAACAGUUUAAUUUAGACUAUUUACAACAAAUCAUACAUCCAAUUGAAGGUGCACUAACCUAGUUUUUUUUUUUUUUACAAAUGUUCGAUAUGUGCAACUUUACUUAUACAGCACACAUCCAACCUAAAGUCUAAUUCUUCCUACAAUUUGGUUAAAAUGUCCGGAGUAAUGGAAGCAAUAGCAUCUUCAAUUCUGUGUCUCAAUUCUGGCAAACCAUUAGGUAGCGGCGGAACGUAGACACAAUCUUUUACAAAGCCCAGAGGCUUUAUAACGCAUGGCGUUACGUCAGACCCUUCCUUUUCCUUUACAAAUACAUCUGGUAGUUUUGAAUUCCCCAUACCAUUGGCGGAUAUAUCUGCCCCAUGGAGGAUCACAAUUAAACUUAAACGAAACGCACGUUGAACGGAAAUUACAGAUUUACUCUAAGCAAAUUGCAGAACAAAAUGCUUUACGUUCAGGAGUUGCCAUUUUGCGGUAGGUGGCGCUGCAAGCGAGAAAACAACAAAGCAAUACUCCCGCAUGCACUUAUCUAAAACUAUUUGAGUUACUCUUUAAUUGUGACCUUGAAGCAACACUUUACAAUGCUAAAAGUUGAUACUAUUUAUUAAAUUUAUAACUGGGACUUUCUUUUAUGGACACAUUUUCCACAGUUAAAUCUACACAGAUGAAAAUGGCAAAAUUUGCUCCUUGCCAAAGCUCUUGCCAUGUUUGUAGCAGAAACUAUCAUUGCCACCCACAAAUAAAGAAAUGUAAAAAUAGUUUUUUACGGAUCUUGAGUACAAAUGAUAAUUGUACCUUCUGUUAGUAAUGAGUAGGUAAAUAGAAGUUGAUAAAAGUUGAUGUUAGAUUGCUUCUGUGCGAAGAAGUGUCGUAGUGUAUUUACAGAAUGUUCUAUAUUCAGUUGUGAUGCCAUAUUUCACAUGAAAUAGCAAAAUACUGUAUUAACCUGUGGAAGGGUUACCCUUCGUAUGGGUCGCACCUUAAUUUUGGGCAAAAAGGGGGUCGUCUGUAAAGUUGGUUUACGGACGAUAAUUUUACGAGAUAACGUCAGAAAAAAUUUAUGAAAAAUUGCAUACAUUUUAAUUUUCAAAUAUUAUUUACAGUUUUAACAAAUUUAAUUUAAAUAAUUUGUUUAAAUAUAAUCACGAACAAUUAGUUAAAAAGCCCGCCUUAAACCUGUUUGAUAUUAUAGAAGAUUUUCUCGCACGGUGGUUGGCCGGUUCUUGCACGCUCAGCUCAGGCGGAACGUGACAAUUUUUCGUGCGUGCAGCCAGCGUUCAUCGAUUUAUAAGACGUUAUCACGUCAAAAAAUCAAACAUUUUCACCCUAAGCGUAGCCCCUGCUUACUGACUCGCAGCACCAUAUAUAUAUCUGUCUUCACUAGACCUACCCCUGGAUACGAGAUAAAAGUGAGGUGUUCCUUUUCUCAGCUUAUUUGUGCGUAAGAAAUACGACUGUCACUGAGUUAACCCUCAGCUCUUCUUUGCCUUUUUACUGCGGGACCAAUCCAAUGCUUCCACUUCCUAACAAGACAAAGGAAAAGACUGCUAUUUUUAUACCUUUGUUUCCCUGUAUUUUAUUAUUUUUUAUCCAUCCCUUUCCCGCAGUCAGUUCCGUCUAUGAAAACUAGCAUUCAGUUUACCACAAAGCUGGAGGAGUAUAAAAGGUGCUCUUUUAUAAACACCAGCGAUGGCUGCAGUUUUGUCACGGUGUGUUCAGUUGAAAGUGUGGGAAGUCUCAUUUAAAAACAAUAGGGAUUGGGCAAAGUUGCGUCACGAACGCCUGUCAAGAUAGACACGUUUAAUUGUGUGGGUGCCAGUUGACGGGACAUUUACAAAGAAGAGAGGGAGGGAGAACCGUCAGCACUGCCACAUGGCCUCAUUCACCAUGCAUACAUGCACACACGCUCCCUCCCUGGCUGGUUUAUUUUUACAUUUUUAACCCAAAAUUCACAUAUGGGUUGCAGUACAUUUUUUUUUUACACUAAAAAUCAACCUAAAAUAUGCUGUUGCUGUCCUUACACGGGUAAAUACGGUAUAGUCGAAUACCAACUAAAUUGAUCAAUUACACUGGCGUCUAAAGUAAUAGUAUGGUAAUUGAGGGGUUUCUAAGAGUAUAUCCAGUCCUUAGAGCUUGCAUCAUUAGCAUUGGAACACUGCCCGCAAGGCUAGGAUUGUGACCACUUUCAAUUAGAAAACCUUUCUUCAACUAGCCAGAGACAGUUCUGAAGUUUUAAAUGUUAGGAACACUGUAAUAAAAGUUUCUAGUUUUUAAAAGCCAAGGAUAAAUAACUGACUACAUCAAGCUUACUAAAACCACUGUGGCAAUAGUAAUAAUUAUGUAAUACUAUUUACAAGCCAAAAGUAAUCAUCCACAAAUCUGUACUGCAAGUGUAUGCUAAAUAUAAAAAAUAAUUAUGGGAUGACGACGAUCAGUCCCAUUUACUGUUAGUUCUGCAGAAAUAUUUGUAUUUACCGGCAAAUAUGUACCUACUACCCCACUGAUCUGUGCUGACUGCAGUGUUGUCGUAAGUUUACCCAUAAAGUGUGUACACAACUGUGAUUGAUGUUUUAAGUUUUAACCCUUUUGUCAUUUGUAGAACUGAUGUGUAUUUCAAAUAAAUGUGUUGUA
This is a messenger RNA of Bacillus rossius redtenbacheri, 6682 nucleotides long. It is a transcript of the gene magu, whose product is annotated as SPARC-related modular calcium-binding protein 1. Gene Ontology annotation, molecular function: calcium ion binding; protein binding. The coding region runs from base 109 to 1806 and encodes 565 amino acids. Lineage: Eukaryota; Metazoa; Arthropoda; Insecta; Phasmatodea; Bacillidae. The record is from RefSeq and is a predicted model, not a curated record. The transcript is spliced from 14 exons.